This is a messenger RNA of Pomacea canaliculata, 792 nucleotides long. RefSeq names its product elongation factor 1-beta-like. Gene Ontology annotation, biological process: translational elongation. Gene Ontology annotation, cellular component: eukaryotic translation elongation factor 1 complex; cytosol. Bases 82 to 729 code for a protein of 215 amino acids. The transcript has 6 exons. NCBI's taxonomy places the organism in Eukaryota, Metazoa, Mollusca, Gastropoda, Architaenioglossa, Ampullariidae. The record is from RefSeq and is a predicted model, not a curated record. Gene Ontology annotation, molecular function: translation elongation factor activity; guanyl-nucleotide exchange factor activity.
GGUGUACCCUUCUUUCCGGUUGUGUGGCGGUGUUGGACCACGUUUUGUGCUGUCGCAGCUUAACACCUUUUAACAAACACCAUGGGAUUUGGAGAUCUAAAAAGUGAAAGCGGUCUUGCAGCUCUGAACGAGUUUCUCGCUGAUAAAAGCUACAUUGAGGGGUACACCGCAUCCCAGGCCGACAAUGUGGUGUUUAGUGCUCUCAGUGGAGCACCGGCAGCCAAAUUUCCUCAUGCACUUCGCUGGUACAAGCACAUUCAGGCUCAAAAUAGGAACGCAUUGCCUGGUGUUAAAAAGCCUUUGAAUCAGUAUGGAGGAGGAGAUGCAGGAGCAGCUGAUGAGGAUGAUGAUGGAGAUGUUGAUGAUUUGUUUGGCUCUGAUAAUGAAGAAGAUGUAGAAGCAAUUCGUCAACAAAGGCUCAAGGAGUAUGCUGCCAAAAAAUCCGCCAAGCCAGCUGUGAUCGCUAAAAGCACCAUCAUCCUGGAAGUAAAGCCUUGGGAUGAUGAAACUGACAUGAAGGAGAUGGAGAAGAAUGUGCGCAGUGUAGCUACAGAUGGGCUUGUGUGGGGAGCUUCAAAACUGGUUCCAGUCGGCUAUGGUAUCAACAAGCUGCAAAUAAACUGUGUUGUAGAAGAUGAUAAGGUGGGCACAGAUUUCUUAGAAGAGGAGAUCACAAAGUUUGAAGAUUUGGUGCAGUCUGUGGACAUUGUGGCUUUCAACAAAAUAUAAGAACUAUUUGUAAAUAACUGGCAUAUUCCAAGUAAAGGAUUAAAUAAAUUUAUUUCAACUGGA